AUGCGCUACCUCAUCGCCAUCCUCUCUCUCCUGAGCCUCGCCAACGCCCAGUUUGGCGGCUUCUUUGACCAAAUGUUUGGUCAACAGGGCGGCCACGAGCAGCACCACGGCCAACCUCAGAACAACCCCAGCGACGCUUCUCAUUACCGCAACCAGUACGAUAACUCCGUCUGCGACAAGUACCUCUGCCCCGAUACUCUCGCCUGCGUCCACUUCCCCCACCACUGCCCCUGCGCCUGGGAUGCGCAACAGGAAAAGUUCGAGUUGGCUGAGGGUCAGCGCAUCUGCGUCUCUCGCGGCGGGUUCCGCGAGGGCGAGACGGCGCGCAAGCUUGAGCUGGCCCGAAAGGGUCUGCUGUGA
Messenger RNA from Fusarium keratoplasticum, 360 nucleotides. RefSeq names its product Long chronological lifespan protein 2. Lineage: Eukaryota; Fungi; Ascomycota; Sordariomycetes; Hypocreales; Nectriaceae. The record is from RefSeq and is a predicted model, not a curated record. The transcript has 2 exons. The coding region runs from base 1 to 360 and encodes 119 amino acids.